Molecule: messenger RNA, 3303 nt
Organism: Vanrija pseudolonga
Lineage: Eukaryota; Fungi; Basidiomycota; Tremellomycetes; Trichosporonales; Trichosporonaceae
Gene: byr4
Product: Protein byr4
Exons: 3
Coding region: 1-3303 (1100 amino acids)
Biological process (GO): regulation of Ras protein signal transduction; mitotic spindle orientation checkpoint signaling
Cellular component (GO): mitotic spindle pole body; SIN/MEN two-component GAP complex
Molecular function (GO): GTPase activator activity
Source: RefSeq, a predicted model, not a curated record
AUGCCGAUUCCACCGCCAGCUCUCGCCGGUGGUGGCUGGGCAUCGGGCACUGCAGCGGACGACUGGACAGAUGACCCGUCGUUUGAUCUCACAAACGACUUGUCAUUCACCCUCUCGCUCUCUGUUCCUCCCCCAACGGUCAUGUCGGCAGCGUCAAGACAUCGCGUCACUGGCUCGCCACUGAGACAGAUGCACAAGAAGCCAUCGGCCCUGGCGCUCAAGAACGUCAUUCAGCUGGGAGACGACGAUGAUGACGAUUUUGACUUUGAUCUUCCCGACGACCAGGACGACUUCUCGCUCAAAACAGCAACAGCGACGCGAACCCCGCAACCACUGCCAACCCCACGCACAUUACCGCCUCCUCUCCCCCCUCGUUCGUCUACGCCCAAGGCGGCAUCAUCGCGUACAGCAUCUGGCGGGUCGGCAUCAUCCAUGAGGACCAUUCCCAUGACCGUGGUCGGUCAAGGCCCCGCGGGGGUUGGAACCAUCACACGGUUAGGACGCAAUCCAACACCAACCAAUCUCACUGGCACUGUCAAGGCGCGAGCCAAGGCAAUCGAGAAGAGCUGGGAGCUCGACGUCGACUUUGAGAGCGUGCCUGCACCGGUUCUUGUGAACAAGGCGAGAUCACUGGCACAGGCGUCGAGUUCCCGCAAGAUUGCAUUGUCGCCACCCACAAAGACGCUCAUGCCCGACGCCAGUGUCCUGGACGAUCUCGGCUUUGACCUGUCAGAUGACGACGAGAACCACGCAACGUUACGUGCCUCGGCCAUGAACAAGGCCAUGCUUCCACCUCCAAGGCGAGCGACAGAUCGAGCCGGCAGCGGUACCAUCAAGGGGCCGCCGCCGAAAACCCCGAUGCCGGUGAGACCAGAGGACGACGACCUGGAAACAGAUUUACUCCUGCCCCUCAACCUGACCAACCUCACCCUCGCCACCCAGACGUCGGCACCACGGUCACAGCCGCGUACCUCAUUGGCGUCGACUGCAGCGACAGACAAGACCGACUGGGACUCGCCCAGCACCACGUCGACUAGUGGCAGAAGAAGCAAUGCUGGCGCGUUUAGCUGGGGUGAUGACAGCCCAGUGUCGAGACGCGCCCGUGCGUCUGAAACGAGCGUCACGAGCAUCAGCUCGAGCAACGACAAGAGCAAGGAGCACGGCCCACCGGCCGACGAGGACGAGCUCGAUGAGGACUACGAGGACGGCCUGGUUCUGCCCGACCCGUCAUUCUUCUCUGCUCGCCGCACCAAUGUGCUCAACUCGAUCCUCGACCGGAAGCGCCGGCCCGAGUACGCCCCUCAGCCGCCGGCCCACGAGCGCCACCGUUCGGGAACAUCAGCAAGGAAUCACGGCGACGACUCGUUUGAGGAUGGUCUGGUGCUUGACAACCCUCGUGCUGAACUGAGCCAGCGCCGUCUGGACAAGAAGCGACUGGCACGGACCACCAUUCCAGUUCCAUUCCAGCUCGGAGCAGCUCGCAAGCAGAAACUCUCCACGGGCCCUACGCCAGGGUCGUCAGACCGAACGGACCGUCCGCCACCGCCGCCAGCACCGCGCGACGACGCGCGUGAACGCGACCGCGAACGCGACGUCCGGCCAACGCUCGGGCGACAGUCACCGGGCGCGCAUCGUGGUCGCUACACGAGUGGCGAGCGUCGGACUCUCUCUGGCGGUACUCAGUCGAAAGACGCUGCGACUGCCGCCCGCCGGCCCGAGAGCCCACAUGCCCUCCAGCGCGAGCGUUCUCGCGAACGUCCCACGUCGAGGCCUCGGCAUACCUCGGGCAACAUGGCUGCUCCGCCGGUUCCACCCAUUCCUCCAUCCCAUGACAACAAGCGUUCGACGACCGUCAGUGCUGACCCUGCACCCACGCCAGCUCGUACCUUGCGACACCAAAAAUCUCAUCAUCACCUCGCUCCAUCUCUCAGUCCUACUCUUGCUCGCAAACAGUCACUCGCAAGUUUACAGGACGCUAUUGCCGCAGGGCAUGUGCGUCCAGGGGCCGGCUCGUCGUCACAUCACAACGUUCCACUACCACCACUGCCAACCCAUGGGUACGGGCACGCGCGAAACCUCGAGCACGCAGACGACUUGUUUGAGCGCGAAGCAAAAACAGAACAACACCGGGAGCGUGAUACUCCGCAGCUUAGACAAACCUACUCUACCUCAAGAUUAACCAUGCCUACCUCGUCGUCGUUGGCCAAGAUUCGAGCCCCAGUGCACAACAUCUUCCCGCGUGCCGGAGAAGGGUCUGGCCCAAGCUCGAGUCUCAAGCGUCCGGGGCAACCCAUCCCCCGUGUGAUGGAACUGCCACGUCGCCAUCGGCACUAUGGCGACGGCACCGAACUCGAGGGCAUCGAGGACCUCCGCGUGGAGCCCGAUCCGCGAACACUGGGGUACAGCCGCCUGAGCCGGAAGUGUACGUCAUUUUGUUCUUUUGCAACUACUAACAGCGUCACAGCACAAGAGAAGCUUCCUCGAGAUGUCUCGAGCGCAGCCAAGGUCGACAGCAGGCUGGAGGCUGAGAAACGGAAAACCAACAGGUCGUCGGCCACCAAGCGUCCUCGACAGCGGCGGCCCGCCAUGCUCAUCAAGAACCUUGGUGGCGUAGAUAAACAAAGGGUCGUCGGCGAAAUGACUUGGAACCCUCAAAAGUUACGCUGGGAAGGCAACGAGGCCAUCCUGCGUGACUUUGACAUUGCCGCCAGCUCUACACGACCUGCCCUCAUCGCCCACUUCACUGGCUCGUCCGUGGGGACCGCCCUGGGCAGUCCUAUGAAUAGCAACCCUGCUGCGACGGUCCGAAUCAUUGGCGACAUGAAGUUUGACCCCGAGAAGAUGUGCUGGGUCUCGCUGUUACCACCUGGAGAGGACGAGCCCGAUCCAUUCGAGGGCAUGGCCGAUGACGAGGACGACAUGGGUGCGACAAUCACGCGGUCCAGUGCGCGCAAGUUGGUCAGCAUUGGCCUCAGCUCGCACGCAUCGAACCCAGCGCUCUCGCGGUUUGUCUCCGACUCGACUGUCGCCACACAGUCAACUACGACGUCGACCGCUACCGCGGGCACGACGGCGACUGGGUGGUCGUCGACGAGCUGGGAGGAUCGCACGCGACCGCAGUUGGGAACCGAGAUCUCACCCGAGCUGUGGCACGAGUGUCGCGAAGCCGAGGAACGGCACAGACGAGAGAUGCGUGGAUGGACAAUGCGUCCAGCGCAGAGUGCGUCCGAUGUGCGUGACCGGGAGCGGCGGGAGGAGAAGCGGUUGUGGGAAGUGAGGAACCUGGCCAUGAAGCUGGGAUGA